AUAAUGUUUUUUUUUCUAGCAGAAGACAAGAGACUUUUAAUAUGAUGCAGUAUCGUUGCGCGUUUCAUGCUUUGAAUUAUAUGACGGUGUAGUUGACUUCAGUAUACGCAAGAUUUGUAUUAUAAAUACCAAAAUGAGUUGCAGUAAAAUUAAAGAGACCCCAAGAAUGACGAAAAAAUUUAUUCGUCAGUGUUGCAAAGAAACAAAGCUCUACAUGACACCACACCUCAACGAUGUACUGUAUCUUCACUUCAAAGGUUUCACGAAGAUCGAGGCGCUGGAGGAGUACACGGGGCUCAAGUGCCUGUGGCUGGAGAACAAUGGCAUCGACCGGAUAGAGAACCUGGAGAGCCAGACGGAACUUCGGUGCUUGUUCCUACACAACAACGUCAUCACCAGGAUAGAGAACCUGGAGGCGCUGAGACACCUGGACACGCUCAACCUCUGCAACAACUUCGUCUCCAGGCUGGAGAACUUGAGCGUGCUGCCUGCGCUGAACACCCUCAGCAUCAGCCACAACCGCCUGCAGAGCGUGGACGACAUCAGCGAGCUGGCAAACUGCGCUUCUCUGUCCGUCGUCGACCUGUCGCACAACCGCCUGGGAGACCAGCUCAUCCUGCAGGUGUUUUCGGCCAUGCCAAGUCUGCGUGUUCUCACGUUGACUGGCAACCCUGUGCUAACAAACUGGGCGUAUCACCGUAAGAAGUUGAUAGUGGCUUGUAAAUCACUCACUUACUUGAAUGAGGCACCUGUAUUCGAUAAGGACAGAAGAUGUGCUGAUGCGUGGAAAGAUGGCGGGCUGGAGGCAGAGCGAGAGAUGAGGGCUACUAUCGAGAAAGAAGAACACCAGCGGAUGCAAGACAGUAUAAACGCGCUGCUGCGUAAGAGAGACGAACUACGGAGGAAGAGGAUGGAGGAAGCUGGAGAGACACUGGUGCUCGAAGAACCCGCCGACGCAGAGUCAAACAGCUGCAGCGACAGCGAGGAUUCCGCCCGCUCCGACUCGGGGGCAGAGGAUGAGGACUGCAGCGGCCCUGGACUGAGGAUGCCCUGGCACGAGGCCAGAGUCCCGGCUCGCAGGAACCACCCUCUGGUGGAGGAGUUGCAACCCUGCGAGCCGCCGGCCAAAUCGACCGCGCCGACCGGUGCCGACUCGAAGGACGGCGGGAUGAUGUUCGAAACGAACGGAUCGGAAGAAGAGAGAGACGACGACGGGACUCGCGGAGAUUCCGUCGCGCACGAGUCUGCGUCCGCCGACGAGAAGGCGACCUCUGACCCGGCGCGACGGGAGGCCGUCAGUCUGCGGUCGUACCUCGAGUUCGUCGAGACGUCAUCGGCGGACGUCUUCCCUUCGCCGGGCGACGGAGGCGGUUCGGGAAACACCGGAUCCGUCCGGGACGGAAGGAACGAAGACCCGGAUCGUGAUCUUCGCGAGGAGACAGGAGGUCACGAAGGAGAACGUCGCGAGUCCAACGCGGCUGUCGACGCAAGCAACACUGAACUAGGGGCAGAACUCAGUUGUACGUGUGCAACGGAAGGCUCCGUGCCAGCAGAAGAUCAAGAACCGAUCACGCGCUCGAACCUCGUAGGUGGCGACGGCGAAGUUGAUGAUCCGACGACGCCGGAAUUGGAGUCGGAGGAGGACGAACGGUACCUGUCCACCUGGGGCCUGAAAAAAUUGUUCGAACUCGCCGGCGAGCGAGAGAUCGACGAGGAAUCGACACGGGACGAAUCGAUCCACGACCUCAGCGAUGGUUCACAGGUCGAAACAGCGGGAUCGAAGGGCGACGAACGGCGUCCGUCCACCUGGGGCCUGGAGCAAUUGUUCGAACUCGCCGGCGAGCGAGAGAUCGACGAGGAAUCGACACGGGAUGAAUCGAUCCACGACCUCAGCGAUAGUUCACAGGUCGAAACAGUGGGAUCGAAGGGUGACGAACGGCGUCCGUCCACCUGGGGCCUGAAACAAUUUUUCGAACUCACCGGCGAGCGAAAGAUCGGCGAGGAAUCGACACGGUAUGAAUCGAUCCACGACAUCAACGACAGUUCACAGGUCGAAAUAGAGGGAUCGGAGGGUGCCGGGACGGGAUCGAUGAAAUCGCGGGCUGGGAAUCUCGGGAGCGACCCGGAGAAUCCUCCUCUCGAAGAUGUUUUCGAGAGGCCGAGCGGAGAACGGCAAGAAUUGUCUUCGGGAGACCACGGCGGAAGCGUCGUGGAAGACGAACGCCGAUUCUGCUCGGGCGACCAUGAAGAGGUGACGAAACUGAAGAACUGCGAGCUGGAUCCAGUUGCACCUCUCGGGAAAACCGACGACCCCUUUGGAAACAAGCUCAGCAAUUCGGACGCCGCAACGAAGUCCGAGGAACGCGAUAGUGGCGGAGAUCGGGAAGCAACAGAUCUUCUCGACAGCACGAAGAAAGAGACCGUCAUGGAUCCUGCUUCCAGCGAGGCAGCAGCGACCACUGGCGGAGACAGCGCAGUUGGAAAUAAGUCCGCGGGGCGUGACCUGACUCGCGCCCGACAAGAAAUCCCCCCCGAGCAAAUUUCACCAGCUGAUCCAGAGCCCGAAAUUGUUCCCGACAGCGAAAAUGCAACGCGGUACAUAACCACGUCUUUACAAAUGCAACUGGUUAAUUCUGAAUACUUGGAAGAAUGAAUAUAAGCUGAUUCUUGAAACGCAUCAAGAAAUAACUAUUUUAUUUAGUAAACAUUACGUGUAUUAAUAAAUUACUUACCUCAUAGCAAACGUUACACGUUUAUCGUGAAUUUGGUUUGAGUUAUUUCGAUCCAACAUUAUUUAAAAAUAUUUUAAUAUUGAAAGGAAAAAAAAAUGCAAACUUUCUCUGCAAGAUGUGUUUAUCGAUGGAUUUAAUAUUAUAACGUCUAAAUAUUUUUGAAUAGAACCUAAACUUAUUUUUUAGGUGUUAAGUAACUAAACAUAUAAAUUAUCCGACUGCAAAAUGUAAUUAUAUAUAUGUAUAUAUAUCACAUGAUUUAUAAAAUAAAGUUUGUGUCUUGUAGGGAAAUAUAUAAAUAUUUUAUUUUCUCCCA
Molecule: messenger RNA, 3048 nt
Organism: Bacillus rossius redtenbacheri
Lineage: Eukaryota; Metazoa; Arthropoda; Insecta; Phasmatodea; Bacillidae
Gene: dtr
Exons: 10
Coding region: 134-2653 (839 amino acids)
Molecular function (GO): protein binding
Source: RefSeq, a predicted model, not a curated record